Molecule: messenger RNA, 5012 nt
Organism: Pseudomyrmex gracilis
Lineage: Eukaryota; Metazoa; Arthropoda; Insecta; Hymenoptera; Formicidae
Product: putative leucine-rich repeat-containing protein DDB_G0290503
Exons: 10
Coding region: 16-4926 (1636 amino acids)
Source: RefSeq, a predicted model, not a curated record
CGAAAACUCACGAUAAUGAAGUGCCAGAUGAAAAAGUGGCGCAUAGAAAGGCUGCAACUCGAGAGCGAAAAUAGGUCUCUGAAACAAGCCCUACGAUCAUUCGGUGCGAAGCUUGACGAGGUAUUGGGCCCUGAUCCCCUGCUCGUGCAUUACCGCGAGGAAAACGAAAGACUGCAGAAUGCAAAUGAGGGACUGACGGAAAAAGUUCGCAACCUCGAGGAGAGUCUCGCCGAACGAGAUUGCUGCGACGAUCCGUGUGAGAAAGUUAAAUACGUGAGAGAGAAAAUAGCAGCGCUGAGAGAACGUUUCGCCGACGAGAAAAAACAAAUGCGAGAUACGAUAUCGCAGCUGAAGCUGAAACUGGCGAAAGCCGAGGAGGAUAGUUCCUGCGCGGCAGUAAACCGUUUGAGGGCAAAGCUUCGCGAGUUAAUGAAAGAUGGUCAGAAGGCUGAUCAACAGGUGCCCAUGGUUGUCGAGAGAUCAAUGCAGACAUUAGAAGGCACUGUCGUUCUUCCGUCCGCAGACGAGGAAUCGAUAGACACGUCGGCACUAUUGACUCAACUGCGGAACUGCGAAACACUUCUCGCUGUAUGUAGAAUGCAACUGGACGAGAAAACGGCGUACGCGGAAACUCUAUUAAGUGAACUCGAAGUACAAAAAGCGUCUGUCGCCGCGUUGGCGUUAGAUUUGGAUCAAAUGACUGCUAGUUACGAGAUCGUUAUGAACGAGAUGAUCGAAGCGAAAAAAGAACUAGAAGGAAGGGAGGAAGAACCGGAAGUAUUCGAGGAACCUGAGGAGCUUGACGAUAAGAUUACGAAGCUUCUUGGCAGCCUGCGGCGCUCUGAACUGACUGUGCUAGGCAUGAGUAAGUUGCAAAGCGAGAUCGAAGAUAUGAGGUCCCAACUGCAUAAUCUCGAAGCAGAGAGAAAAGAACUUCUCGACGAAUUAGAGAUCGUGAAGGGAAUAGCGUCCGAAAGAGAUCUCAAUGAUCGAAUCAUCGAGCUAUUAGAGCAAAAGAAGAAAAUCAAAGAUGAUUGCGCGGCAAAGUUGGCGGCGGCGCAGGAGACGAUCGAUAUGUUUGUAGCACAGGAAACAAUUCUCAACAGAGAAAUCGAAGGACUAAAAGUUCGCGUGGAGGAGCUGGAGAUUUCUCGUGAGGUUGAGAUAGAUCACAAAGAUGAAGUGAUCGAGCGUGCCGACGAUGACGAAUUAAUACGCAAGAUACAACAAAUGGAAGAUGAGUUAGAGAAGCGAGCGGCCGAAACGAAUCAAUUGAAAUUAGAAAAAACAGCUUUGAAGGACGGUCUCGAUAAACUGCUCGAAGAAAUAGAUAGGCUGAAGGUUGAAAACAGUGAACUGAAGGAUGAAAUUGUUGUUGUUAGAAACGAGAGAGAAAUUCUGACAGCCAAGGGAGAAAGCUUGAAGUCUGAGAACAGUCUUCUUAAAGACGAAUUGUCUAAGACAAAUGCAGCGCUAGAUGACGCAAAGAAACAAUUGGACGAGUUUAACAUCGAGAACGAAGUUCUUCGAGAGGAACUAAAAUUGGAGAAGGUAAAUAAUAACAAGUUACUCGGGGACUUGAAUGCUUUGCAGGGUGAAGUGGUGAAGUUGAAAUUGGAGAACAGAAAAUUGUCGCAAGAGGCAGAUGAUAAAAAAAAAGAGCAAACGAAAUCACUGAACGAAAUAGAAACUCUGAGGAAAGAGAUAGACAAUACAAGUAACGAAUUAACGAGAGCAAAUAACGAAGUUGCAGAUUUGCGGAGGGAAAUGGCCGGGUUAAAUAAUGAACUGAAGAAAGCGAAAGUUACAAAUGAACAGCUACUGGCGGACAUUUACCGAGUGGAAGCAGAGAACAAAGCCAUUAAGACGGAAGCGAAUAACUACGGGGACGAAAAUGACAAGCUAAGGGUGGAGAUGAGCGAGCUGAAGGAAGCAAUAAACUUAUCGACGAGCGAAGUAAACAAAUUAAGAAAACAGCUAGACGAUGCCGAGAAUCAGAUUAAGUUUCUAGACUUUGAGAUCGCUAGUUUACAGACUGAUAAAGACAAGGCGCGAAACGAGAUCAACUCUUUGCAAAAUGACAUCAGCAAACUAAAACUAGAUCUAAGCGCGGAAAUUACUGCUAAACGAGACAUUCAGGAGGAAUUGGCGGCAUUGAAGAACGAGAUGAAAAAUUUGAUCCUAAAGAUCGAUGAGUUGAAAGUGCAGAAUCACGCUCUGAAAGAAGAGAGAGAUCUCCUGAAGAAAAAACUAUUGCGACUAGACGAGGAACUGUCGAGCCUAAAAGAUGUGAAUGCCGAGAUGACGAGCGAGAUUAACGACUCGAGACAGACUAUACCUAAUUUGCAGUCGCAGAUAUCUCAAUUGAAAAGUGACGUCGAACGUUGCAAGAUCGAAAACGACGAGCUUGAGACGAACGUAAAUAAUUUAUUCACUGAGAAUAAAAGAACGACGGAAGAAUUGAACAGCAGUAAGGUCGAGCGACAUGCAUUAGAAAAGGAGAUAACCAAUCUUAGGAAUGAGAGGAUUAAGCUCGAGGGAGAAAUCGCAGAGCUUAAAAAUCAGCUGGAAGAACUGAACGUAAUCUUAAUCGCCGAAAAAUCUGCUAAAGAAAAAGCUAUGAGAGAAUCAACGAAAGUUAGCGAUGAGAUCGUUGCGCUGAAAGAAGAACUCGACACAUUGAAGACCGAAUUGACUAAAUUAAGAACGGAAAACGAUAAGAUAAGAAGCAACGAGGAAAGUCUGUCGCGUCGAGUGUUAACUUUGCAGACGGAGAUUGGCAACAAGAAAAACGAGAUAUUGGUUUUGAAAACGGACAAUGACACAUUAAAAUCGCAAACAAUCGCAUUAACAACUGAGAAUAACGUACUGAGAGAUGAAUCAGAGAAGCUCGUGUCUCGAAUCGACGGCUUGAAACUUGAGAACGCCACUUUCAGAAAGGAACAACAGAAACUUAUUGAAGAAUUCGAUAAACUGAAAGGCGAAGGCGACGGUCAGAAAGCUGAGAUAGAAAACCUAAAGUCCAAUCUGACAGCUGAACAAGAAUUGUUGAAAAAAAUUCGAUCAGAAUUAUCCACUUUCAAAUCGGAAAACGAUAGAUUAAAAGAAGAGUUGAGAAAACUGCAGAAAGAUCAAGAUACGUUUAUACAAACGAAUGACAAGCUAAACAGCGAGGUAAAGGAUUUGAAGGAGACAUCGAUCGACGCUCAGAACAAGGUGAAUAGGUUGCAGGAUCAGGUGGCCGCGCUGUUAGACGAGAAGGAGGCGCUCUUGAGCGAGUUACACGGUUUACGAGCGGAAGUGAGUAGGUUAGAUAAAGAAGUUGUAUCGGAUAAAGAUGCGAGAGAAGUCGCGGAGAAAAAAGCGAUCGUUCUAAACGACGAAUUAACGGUGUUGAAGGCUCAAUUGGAUAAAAUGCGCGCGGAAAACGAGAGUCUGAAGAAGGAACAAAACGACAUGAAUGAGCGCCGCACCAUAUUGGAAAAUGAAAACUCCAUGUUGAAAACCGAAAAUACUAAAAUAGCUGCGAAACUCGAUUCCUUCAAGUUCGAUCUAACAACGGCGAAGAACGACCUCAAUAAGUGCGAGGAUCAGAACAGCAAGUUGAAGGUGGAGAUCGACGAAUUGAAGAAGAGACACGGCGAUGCGGAAACAAAGAUUAAAUUUCUGGAAAGACAGCUUGCUGAAUUGUCGAACGAGAAAGAGAAAAUCGAAAGAGAAAUGAAGAAUGCGAAGACUGAGGCUGCGAUCGCAAAGGCGCGUGAUGACGACGCGCGAGCGCAGCUUGAUAACUUAAUCAAAGAUCUAAACGCGGAGAAAACGGAUAAAAAUGUCGUCUUGAAAGAAUUAAAUGCCUUGAAGGAGGUUUUGGUCCAGUUUCGCGAUGAUUUGAAUAGAUGUCGAACGGACAACGAACGACUAACGACCGAGUUGUCGACUUCGGAAAACCGAGUGUUGAAAUUGCAGGCAGAUUUGGAAAAGACAGUAAUUGAAAACGAUGCCCAGCAAAAGGAAAUAGCUCGGCUAAAAUCGGAGAACGACAAACUGAGGAAGGAAUACAGCAGAUUAAAAGACAAAAAUGGAGACACGAGUGUCGAGUUGGGCCAGAUCGAGCUGGAUAAACGGGAAGAUGAUCUGGCAAGAUUAAGGACAGAGCAGGCUGGCGUGGUUAAACCGGAUGAAUGCGGCGACUUCGUUAAGGCGAAUGAAUUACUAAAGAAACAGAUUGAAAAGCAAUAUGACGCCGUGCAACGUGUGCGUGAUUACAUACACUUCGUUGAUGGGAAAACUUCUACAAAGCCCGCAAUGGCAAUUACAUUGGACGGCGAUCUCGGAAUCGAGCGGUGGACAGUGCCGGCCAUCGUGGAGUUAUUAAAAGAAUCGCAAAAGUUGUCCGAGAAUAUUUACUUGACCGAAAUCGAAAUACAAAGCAUCGACAAACUACUGGAAUCACUCAACAAAUACAAGAGAGAAAACGAGAUUUAUAUGAAGCAGUUGUCGGAGCUUGGUGUAGAAGUUACCAAGGUUGCAGGUGUAGAUAAUGGCGAUGAGCUUGCAGCUUUUGACCCUGAAUCUUGGUUAAAGUCUCUGACGCUGACGCAACUAGCCGAGCUGCACGAUAAAAUCUGUCUAUUGACUUCGAACAUGGUGCAACAAGAUAGCGGUCCUGCGGUCUGCGAUCGAUCAGCGAUUAAUUGGGACCACGGCGGCGAUCCACUGAAGGCGGAUUACGAUGCUUUAAACCGGCGGAUCGCCGCUCUGCAGAAGCAAAUAGCCGAGAAGCAGAUUGAAGCGGGGUGGAAGCUGCAGGAAUUAAGACAGGCUCUUCGUCACGAGCAAGCUAACCUGAUUCAAAUCUCCGAGCGAAUGAGUCUCGAAAGAAGACGCAAUUUGGUGCUCCACCUCACUAUGGACGAUUCGGCGUGAAGCUUUCCGCGCUCAAUUAUAUCCGUCGAGUGGUGUAAAGAAAGAAACGUUUGACUAGGACGCAGUAGGAGUUUCUCAUUAUGAAG